This is a messenger RNA of Parus major (Great Tit), 7857 nucleotides long. RefSeq names its product zinc finger MIZ-type containing 1 (gene ZMIZ1). The record is from RefSeq and is a predicted model, not a curated record. NCBI's taxonomy places the organism in Eukaryota, Metazoa, Chordata, Aves, Passeriformes, Paridae. Gene Ontology annotation, biological process: protein sumoylation; regulation of transcription by RNA polymerase II. Bases 470 to 3646 code for a protein of 1058 amino acids. Gene Ontology annotation, molecular function: SUMO ligase activity; zinc ion binding. The transcript has 22 exons.
ACAGAUUUUGCCAGCAGCCACAAAGCAUGGCCCUUUGGUAAUAGAAUAGCCAAUGUAAUUUGACACUUCAACUUGCUGUGCUCUCUGCUAGUUGAUUCACUUACUCACCCACUAACAUUGAGCUCCUUUUCACUGUCUGUGGGCAAGGGGAAAAAAAAAGGGGGGGGAAGAAGGAAGAAAAAAGAAAGCAGGGGGAGAAGGAAGAAAGGAGGGGAAUAAACAAAAUUAUAUAUUUAAAAAUACCCGAGUAGAGCUGCAAAUCAGUUGGGGAAAGAGGAUUUUGCCUGCCUUCUUCCUUAUUAUUUUGCUGCUGCAAGGCUGCUUUGCAAUCCGUAGGAAAAUGGAUCUUGUUAUGUGAGGGCAUUGAGGAAACAGCCCCCAGCUACUGAGAGGAAGAAAGGCCAGUGGAAAAUAUUCAGAUCGAGGGAUUUUAAUGGCUUUCAGGUAGAAGAAAGUGGAGACAAUCAAAAUGAAUUCUAUGGACAGGCACAUACAGCAGACCAAUGACCGGCUGCAGUGCAUAAAACAGCACUUACAGAACCCAGCAAACUUCCAUAAUGCAGCAACAGAGCUCCUGGACUGGUGUGGAGACCCCAGAGCCUUCCAGAGACCGUUUGAGCAGAGCCUGAUGGGUUGUUUGACGGUGGUUAGUCGAGUGGCAGCUCAGCAAGGAUUUGACUUGGAUCUUGGAUACAGGCUACUGGCAGUAUGUGCAGCCAACAGGGACAAAUUCACUCCAAAAUCAGCUGCACUGCUUUCAUCGUGGUGUGAGGAGCUGGGACGGCUCUUGCUGCUUCGCCACCAGAAAAGCCGGCAGAACGAUCCUCCCGGGAAGCUCCCCAUGCAACCCCCCAUGAACUCUAUGAGCUCCAUGAAACCCACCCUCUCUCACAGUGAUGGGUCUUUCCCUUAUGAUUCUGUUCCCUGGCAACAAAAUACCAACCAGCCUCCAGGCUCUUUAUCAGUGGUCACCACAGUAUGGGGUGUGACUAACACCUCUCAAAGCCAGGUGCUGGGAAAUCCAAUGGCAAAUGCUAACAACCCUAUGAACCCAGCAGGAAAUCCCAUGGCUUCAGGGAUGACAACCAGCAACCCUGGAAUCAAUUCCCCUCAGUUUGCUGGACAGCAGCAACAAUUUUCAGCCAAGGCAGGCUCCACUCAGCCAUACAUACAGCAGGGCAUGUAUGGGCGACCCAAUUAUCCUGGAAGUGGAGGCUUUGGUGGCAGUUAUCCUGGAGGCCCAAAUACCCCUGCAGGAAUGGGGAUUCCCCCCCACACGAGGCCACCAGCUGAUUUCACCCAGCCAGCUGCAGCUGCCGCCGCUGCUGCAGUUGCAGCUGCAGCUGCUACAGCAACAGCUACAGCUACAGCCACUGUGGCAGCCCUUCAGGAAACACAGAAUAAAGACAUGAACCAGUAUGGACCGGUUUGUUCCUCUUUCCAGAUGGGUCCAACUCAGGCUUACAACAACCAGUUUAUGAACCAGCCUGGUCCUCGUGGUCCUGCUUCUAUGCCAGGCAACAUGAACCCAGCAAGCAUGGGAGCCGGAAUGACACCUUCCAGCAUGAGCGGGCCACCCAUGGGCAUGAACCAGCCUCGGCCUCCUGGAAUGAGCCCCUUCAGCACCCACGGGCAGAGGAUGCCUCAGCAGGCCUAUCCAGGCCCACGCCCCCAGUCUUUGCCUAUACAGGGCAUAAAGAGACCAUACCCAGGAGAGCCGAAUUAUGGAAACCAGCAGUAUGGACCAAAUAGCCAGUUUCCAAACCAGCCUGGUCAGUACCCCACUCCCAACCCUCCAAGACCCCUUACAUCUCCCAACUAUCCUGGACAGAGGAUGCCAAGCCAGCAAAACACAGGGCAGUACCCUCCUCCAACAGUCAACAUGGGGCAGUAUUACAAGCCAUCAAGGCCUGUACCUGUGGCAAAUUACCCUCAUUCACCUGUUCCAGGAAACCCCACGCCACCCAUGACACCAGGGAGCAAUAUUCCUCCAUACCUGUCACCUAACCAGGAUGUCAAACCACCAUUCCCACCUGACAUUAAACCAAAUAUCAAUGCUUUACCACCGCCUCCAAAUGCUAAAGGGAAAGUUCACACUUUCUCUCCCUCUUCGAUCCCAGCCAACCACAACGAUGAGCUGCGCCUGACGUUCCCUGUGAGGGAUGGGGUUGUCCUGGAGCCCUUCCGGCUGGAGCACAACCUGGCAGUCAGUAACCACGUCUUUCACCUACGGCCAACUGUGCACCAGACACUGAUGUGGAGGUCUGACUUGGAAUUGCAGUUUAAGUGCUAUCACCAUGAAGACAGACAAAUGAACACGAACUGGCCAGCUUCAGUCCAGGUCAGCGUUAAUGCAACCCCACUUACCAUCGAACGUGGUGACAACAAGACAUCUCAUAAACCUCUGCACCUAAAGCACGUCUGCCAGCCAGGGAGAAACACGAUUCAGAUUACAGUCACCGCCUGUUGUUGCUCACACUUGUUCGUGUUGCAGUUGGUGCACCGGCCAUCGGUUCGCUCCGUACUUCAAGGUCUACUAAAGAAACGCCUCCUCCCAGCAGAGCACUGUAUCACUAAGAUCAAGAGGAACUUCAGCAGCGUAGCAGCUUCCUCUGGCAAUGCGACACUAAAUGGGGAAGAUGGAGUAGAGCAGACUGCUAUUAAAGUGUCUCUGAAGUGUCCGAUCACAUUCCGGCGGAUCCAGCUCCCGGCCAGGGGGCACGAUUGCAAGCAUGUGCAAUGCUUUGAUCUGGAAUCUUACUUGCAACUGAACUGUGAAAGAGGAACUUGGCGGUGUCCAGUAUGCAAUAAAACUGCUCUCUUGGAGGGCUUGGAGGUUGACCAGUAUAUGUGGGGUAUUCUGAACGCCAUACAAAACUCCGAGUUUGAAGAAGUUACCAUUGAUCCAACUUGCAGUUGGAGGCCGGUCCCUAUAAAGUCAGAUAUUCACAUCAAAGAUGACCCAGAUGGCAUUCCCUCAAAAAGAUUUAAGACCAUGAGUCCAAGCCAGAUGAUCAUGCCAAAUGUAAUGGAGAUGAUUGCAGCUUUGGGUCCUGGCCCGUCACCUUACCCAUCCCUACCCCCUCCUCCAGGAGGCAACAACUCCACUGAAUACGGUAACCAAGGCAACAGUUACCAAGGUCAUGGCAAUUUUGACUUCCCGCAUGGGAAUCCCGGUGGCACAUCUAUGAAUGACUUCAUGCAUGGGCCACAGCUGUCACAUCCCCCAGACAUGCCGAGCAGCAUGGCAGCUCUCGACAAACCUCUCAGUCACCCCAUGCAGGAAUCUAUCCCUCAUCCCGGCAGCACUGAUCAGUCCCAUACUUCCAUGCAGCAAGGUUUGCACGUCCCUCACCCCAGCAGCCAGUCAGGGCAGCCAUUACAUCACAGCGGGCCUCCUACCCAGCAGUCCCGGCAGCCGCCCCCGGCCGCUUCUAGCAACCAUCCACACAGUGACCUGACCUUUAACCCCUCCUCAGCCUUAGAGGGUCAGGCUGGUGGACAGGGAGCACCCGACAUGCCGGAGCCCUCGCUGGAUCUGCUUCCAGAACUCACAAAUCCAGAUGAGCUGCUUUCAUACCUGGAUCCUCCUGAUUUGCCAAGCAAUAGCAAUGAUGACCUUCUGUCUCUCUUUGAGAACAACUGAAACCAUAUGUAUUCUCCCAUCUUUUUCACUUGUUCACACGUGUGUGGCUGCACAGCGAGGAAUCUUAACACUCCUUUUCCACAUGAGAAGAAAAAAAACCUCACAACUUGAUCCAAUGGUGCACUCCCUGCUUUCUUCAUCUCAGAACUGCUUUUGUUAGCUUCGAAGACUGCGAAAGUGAUGGGAGAAAAUAAUACAAAAGUUAAAUAAAUGCAGUAAUCUCCGAGUCUGCCAUGCUACAUGUGACAAAGAAGCAUAGACAGUUGUGCAGCUAUUGGAAACCCCAUUUGGUGUUCAUCCUCUAGAGAGAGAGUUCUGUGAUAAACAUAGUGUGAAGUAUCUUGGCAAAACCGAAUCUUGGCAAGGGAAGAAAAAUCAACAGAAUGGAACUGUCUUUACUUGACCUGUCUCAGAGUGUCUUUACAAUGCUUGUUCUUCCAUUUUUUUGAAACUGUAACUCCCUCUACCCCACCUCUCCUCUGCCCCCCUCCAGCCAUGGGUUUGCCGUGGAAAGAUUGCCCUGGCCACAUGCAAAACUAAAAAAAGCCACCUACAAAGCUCAAUAAAGCACAAAUCCUACAGUCAAGUGGCAGAGUUAGGGAAGACACACAGGCCUGUCAGAGGGAGCCAGCAGUUUAGCUAAUGAGACUUCAGUAACAGGGUCCUGAGAUCUUCAGGCCGCAGCCAUGGGUGUCGGGAUUUCUGCAAGCACAGGGAUCUCUUAACCACCUCUUUGCAGAGGAUUCCUCUGGCCCAGCACACAGAUUGGAAGCACCCUGGAAAAAAUUUUUAAAAGUUUGCAAUGUUUAGGGAUUUUUGUGAUUUGGUUUCAAAUCAGUACCGUUUCUGGCUGUGUUAACAUCCAGCUGUAGAGAUUGCUGGAAUAGAUCUUCUUGCCAUGUAUGCCAUACAUAAUGGAAAAGAGAGGGGGGAGGGAUGCAAACCAAACUGUUCCUGAUUAUUACCUACAGCCUUCGGUGCCCCAAGAGUUUGUGUCACUGUCUGUACUGCACAAUGCAUAGUAAGACAAACUGGGUUGAAGGCAGCGAGGAAAUCAUUGCAGGAUGGAGGGAGAGUAACAUCAUUAUCUGCAUAAUUAUUUUUAAUAAUCAGCUUGAGAAGGGGCAUUGACAUUGGACAGACGUCUUACAGCUUCAAUUUAGUUUUGCUUUGCAUUCUGUUUUUUGUGACUGUUACAGAUACUUCAGCCUUUUCCUUUUCUCCUUCAGUUUCUUUUUUUAAACUUUGGCUGCUGGGAUGAGCUCUUCUGAAGGACCGAGUGUGGGGAGAAUCAGUACCUGUCAGUAGAUUGCUACUGCCCUCCAGAGACCCUGCUGCCACAAUUACUGUCUUGCCCCUGUGAUCUUUGCUUCUCGUGUGGUUGCUGCUCCUGCAUGAGCUUCCUAUUGCUUCUGUGCCCAUUUCUGUGCUCUUUGUCUCUCUCUCUCUCUCUCUCUCUCUCUCUCUCUCUCUCUCUCUCUCUCUCUCUCUCUCUUAUAAAUGAUGUACAGUAGCUGUGUAAGAAGUGCAUGUGUGCCAACUUUGCCCUCGUGGUGCAACAUUUCAGCUUUUGCCCACUGUACAGUUAUUGGUUUUGUUUCUUUUGAUACUAAAGCAUAUUUGACCCUACUCCUUUUCCUCUUCCCAAAUCCAAUCAAACACCCUUCGUUUGCUCGCCACAAUGCAUUUUAAACUGAAGUGCCAGGCAAAAUUUUGUUUGUUCCUGUCAGUUUGACUAGAUAGCUUCCUAGCCCUCUGUGUUUAGUUUGCAAUGCUGUAAAUGGCAUGCUCUGUGCUUACGACUCUGGAUUUGCUUUCCUCACCAAAGUCAUAUUUGUCAAUUCUCUGCAUUUUUUGUUUUAUUUUGCUCUUUUUGUUAUCGUUUCCCACUACAGCUGUACAUGCGUUGUGGUAUAUAUAUGCUAGUCAGCAGCACCUUGCUGUAGAUAUUAAAGGAAAUGGCGGUUUAGUUCUUUUAUUUUCCAGUAGGAGUAUUGAAUCUGUCAAACGUAUUAUGUAGAAAUGGUCCCACACUUAUAUUUUUCCUCUUUCAAGUUUUUUUAAGAAAGGCGCUGUUCAUUAUGCAAAAUCAAUUAUUUUAAGAAUUGCUAUUGUAAAUAUCUUUGUGAAUAUUUUAGUAUCGUCUUUGAUAAUAUUCAACAUUUUCAUGAUCUGGUUAUACUUUUGCUGGUGUUUUUAAAUACCUUGUCUGAAGAAAAAUAUGGGUCCUUUUUUAAAAAAGAAAAUUGAGGGUUCUUUAACAGAAUAAGGGAGUUGGGUUUUGGUUUUUUUUCCCCCCUAUUUUCUUUUGGUAAGUUAGCCCAAAUUUCAUAUCCAUUUAUGUGAUGAAUGAAUUAAUACAUCAGGCAGUACCUGGAUAAUCAGGGCCCAGCUCUGUCAUGGAAACAUAACUGUGUUUGCCUAGGGAAAAAGUGAUUGCCUAGGGAAAAAGAAACCCUAACUGAUCGACCUCUUCGUUGACUGUGGGUGAUCGUGAGCUGGUAAUGGCAGAGUUCGUUCGUUUGCCCAAGUGAGCAGAACAUGUAGGACCAGCUGUCUGACCAGGUGAAGAUGCACUAAGGCAAGCAGCAAAUCUGUAUGGUACCAUAUUUAUAUCGCUAUACCGGAGCUCCGGUCUCUGAAACUGGGGCUAAGACACUUAGGGAUGUUGGUGGGUGGGGGAGGGAAACAGUAUAGUAUAUUUUAUUCUGCUUAGAAGUGUCUUUUUUCUUAUGUAGGCUUGACAUACAUAAGACAACCUGUAGAGGAUCUCUGCAGAAUAUUAAAGAUACCUUGGUGUAAUACAUGGUAAUAUGGUUGUGGUGUGGUGCUGCUAUCACACGAUUCCUAGGAAAGACCGUUGUUCAGUUAUGGAUACGGAUGUGUUUUGUAGCCAUUUUACUGUAGUAGUUUCCCCCUGUUUUUUUGCUGCAUUUUUAAUAUAAAUCUGGAAGUCAUGUGCAGAGGUGGCUAAUGAUAAACUGACUUUAUGCCCUUAGAAUUAGUUUUUUUCUAUUUGGGGGGUAAGUUCCUUAAACCAUAGGUUUGGGAAUAAAGAAGAUUUCUCACCAUUAGUUGGAACUGGUUGCUUUGAUUUUUUUUUAAUUGAUUCUGUUUAAUGUUCCAUUCUCCACUGAUUCCUGAGCAUUUAAGUUAGUCACCUAAAAUUAAUUUUCUCUUAAACACAAUAUUAGUAUUUUAAGCCAGGUAUGUUAAGGAUUGACCUUUUGCUAACUGGUAGUAUUUAAAAUGUGUCAUUUAAAAGUACCUGUUGGAAAGCAUAAAGGGAAAAAAAGCCCCGUAGAUAUUAGCAUUAUGUUUGGAGCAGUGUUGGCAUCUGCUUUGUACAGUAAUAGAUAAUUAAAGCGGACAGUUGACAUCUUUAAACUUACAGAAACAUUUGGUUUCUAAUCAGAACUUAAAAAAAGAAAGUACAAUUUUUACCCAUCACCCAAAUGUUGGACAUUUGAGACAGUUUUUAAAUUUCUCUGUCAGCUAAAAUCAGGUACUGUAUAGUGAAGUCAGUAUGAAAAAGCUUCUGAAAAUUUAGUUAUUUUUUUAUCUGUUCACUGCCGUAUUAAAGUUUAGAGGAAAAAAACCUAGCAAAUAGGGUAAUCACAGUCAUUUCUUUUAAAGCUUAAUUAUUAUAUGAGAUUCCAGUAGUAUUUUUCUUCUUUUUUUGUUUGUUUACCUUUUAAUCGUUUCCCUAUGGAAGUUCAUCUGGGAAAGAACCCACAGAGAUCUACAGUUCUGCUGCCAAGACAUUAUUAUAGGACUGAGAGUACACGCCAGUGUCUGCAGCAGAGACUCAAGGGACAGCUGUACAUAUGUAAAUGACAAAUAGAGACAUGUUAACAGAAAUUCAUUUUCCUUGGAAUGUGCAUUGUUUUUAUUUCGCAGGAAAAAAAUAAAAAAAAGCUUGAAGCUCCAUCUUAUGUGGAAAAUGAAUCCUGUUUGUUAGCGUUUGUGGAGUCUCAGCAUUUGUUCCACUUUCACUUCUGUAAUAUACUCUGACCCUUUGUUUUGUUUUGUUUUAUCUACAUGUAAUAUUUAGCUUACGUGUACUAGUCUAUCACCUGUGUAUUUUUAGGGUGCUACAGAAAUAAUGAAGAAAAAUACGGGGAUUAAAAAAAAAAAGAAAAUUGUAACCAAAUUCAUACUUUGUACAAUUUUUGAUAUCACGAUCAGAGGAGAAUUAAAAAAAAAAAAAA